Messenger RNA from Aethina tumida (small hive beetle), 637 nucleotides. RefSeq lists its product as uncharacterized. The transcript is spliced from 3 exons. NCBI's taxonomy places the organism in Eukaryota, Metazoa, Arthropoda, Insecta, Coleoptera, Nitidulidae. The record is from RefSeq and is a predicted model, not a curated record. Bases 74 to 610 code for a protein of 178 amino acids.
AUAUUUUUUAAUUUUUGAUCGAAAAUUUGUAUAUAAAAGAAGAGUGCUUCAACAUUAAAUCAGUAAUUUCAAAAUGGUCAAACUACUGGCUUUAAGUGUUUUAUUGGUGGCCGUGUACACCAGUACCGUCUACGGAUAUCCAGGUGGAUAUGGUGGUGGUAGUCAUGGUGGUGGUAGUCAUGGUGGAGGUUUAGGAGGAGGCCAAGGUGGCGGAUUUGGUGGUGGCAGUGGUGGCGGUGGUUACGGUGGCCAAGGAGGUUUCGGUGGUGGAAGUCACGGAGGUGGUUUAGGCGGAGGCACCGGUGGUGGCUUAGGCGGCGGUCAAGGAGGUUUUGGUAGUGGAAGUCACGGCGGUCAAGGUGGUUUUGGAGGCGGACAAGGUGGAGGUCUCGGUGGUGGUAAAGGAGGAGGCUUUGGAGGCGGACAAGGAGGAGGUUUCGGAGGCGGUCAAGGAGGAGGUUUCGGAGGCGGUCAAGGAGGAGGUUUCGGAGGUGGCCAAGGAGGAGGUUUCGGAGGUGGUAAAGGGGGCGGCUUUGGUGGACAAGGAGGCGGUUAUGGUGGAGGCAGCCAUGGUGGUGGUCAUGGUGGUUAUAAAAGUCAUGGAUAUUAAUUAGGUUAUAAUAAAAUUUUAUAAUAA